GACCUUACAAAUGAGGAAUCAGUCAAAAUUAUUAAUGACUAUUCACCUAACUUUAAUAAAAAAGACACUAAACCAGGUUAUUUAAAUGACAUUACUUAUAUUGAAUCUAAAACAACACUAUCUCUUGAUCAUCUUAAUAAAUCUAUUUUUUAUGACAAUUUUGUACUAUCCUUAGAAGCUAAUAGUUAUAUAGCUUCACAAUUAUGCAACACAAUGGAUAGAGAUGAAUCAGAUCAAGGUGAAUUGGAUCAAGGUGAAUUGGAUCAAGGUGAAUUGGAUAAAGGUGAAUUGGAUGAAGAUGAGUCGGAUAAUAAAUCAUAUUUGAAAUUAGUAGUUGGACUUUUAUUUUUAAGUUGGGACUCUUUUAAAGUUUGGCUUAAUCAUUUUGCGUUACAGAAAGGGUUUGCUUACAAAAUUAGAACUAAUGAAAGAGAUGAUAAAGGAAUAGUUCAAAGAGCAACUUAUGUGUGUACCAAAUCCAUCACUCAUGACCCAAAUGUGACAUUUGACCCUACCAAACAUCAUAAUGCUAAGUCUCAAAGAACUAAAUGUUCUUGGAAAUUAUGCGUUACAUAUCCAAAAACAAUAACGCAAGUAAAAAUUAAUUCAUUUGAAAAUUCUCAUAAUCAUACACUUACUCCUAUGGUUAGUGAGAUUGCUACACAAUUUCGCAAGUUGACUCCUGAUAUGUUAUCAGAUAUUGAGAAAUAUGUAAUUCAAGGCAGGAUGGAUUCAGGGUCGAUUUAUUCUUUACUUCGAUAUGAUUAUCCCAACCAUCCCUUAAAUAAACAUGAUUUAUACAAUGCUGUGUAUAAUUUUCGACAACAACAUAAUCCUGGUGAUUCUAAUGCUUCUUUAAUGCUUCAAACAUUAUUAAAAUGGAAGGAGGAAAACCCAUUAUAG
This is a messenger RNA of Cetraspora pellucida, 903 nucleotides long. NCBI's taxonomy places the organism in Eukaryota, Fungi, Glomeromycota, Glomeromycetes, Diversisporales, Gigasporaceae. The record is from the annotation of a GenBank genome assembly.